GCUGAAUAAUUUUUGAAAAGAAUUUUCGCGUAAAAUGCUGUUCAUUUACAAUCAAGAAAAUUCAAUUCUUGUAGAGAAAUGUAGAGGAUUGGUUAUUCAAUUAUUUUUUAGACAAUGUUUGGUGCUGGGAUGUGAAUCUUUUCAUUUUUUCAACUAUUGUGUGAAGAAGAAGAAAAAUGUUGAUUAAGAAUCAAGUAAUCUAUUCUUAAUAAAAAUGUAUCCAGAUUGGAAUGGAUUGAAAAGGAAGACGAGACUGACAUGGCUGUCCAUCAGACCAAAUUGGUUGUCGCCAGUUGUGACAGUUAAUGUAAAUGGAAACAGUCAUUCAGGGAGAACAAGAUAGAAUUGGAAAACGAAGAAUCAGCCUGGAUCACUAUUGCCCAGACCGAGGAAUGGAACUAGUUCCAGCCCUGGAUGUGGAAGGAGAUUGUAAAGAACCACACAUGCCACAAGAACUGAUUGUCACCUCCCAAUUGUACUUUCCUCCCAUCAAGCUUUUUCAUGCUGGUCCUGGCUUGCUAACUCUUCUUGCCAAAGCUAACUAUGAAUUACUGAAUGUGUAGUUCACACGAUAUAACAUGGCUUUUGUGUGCAAAUAGCUUGAGGAGAAGCAAGUUCAACCAACCUC
Molecule: messenger RNA, 628 nt
Organism: Daphnia pulicaria
Lineage: Eukaryota; Metazoa; Arthropoda; Branchiopoda; Diplostraca; Daphniidae
Exons: 4
Coding region: 312-563 (83 amino acids)
Source: RefSeq, a predicted model, not a curated record